CAAUAAAUCAAUAAUAUUACAAAUAACUGUAAUUAAUACUUCAUACCAGUUCAUGUUUUAUCUGCGGAAGCGUCGAUCCGAACUUCAUUCAAAAAUGUGAAUUUCUCAAACAGUGUCUCAAAUUGCCAUUUAGAACGUUAUCAAAAUUUUCAAGCCACGAUUUUAUUAACGCAAGUUUGUAAAUGUUGAAGCGUAAUUUUACGACAAGUCUGACGAAAUCUGUUGACGACAACUAUGAGCCACGCUUGCACACAUUGACGGUAGACUAGACAGUUCGGUUAUAUUGAAAAGAAAACUUAAUUUUGUUGAAGUGAUGCCACUAUUUGGAAAGAAGGACUCCGGCAAAAAGGCCAAGUCAAAGGAAAUGAAGGAGUUAAACAAACAAGUCUCAAUUGAGGAGAAGUACAAUCUGCAUGGUCUUUUGGGCACCGGAGCCUUUUCCGAAGUGCGAUUGGCAGAGAGUAAGGAUACUCCAGGCGAUCAUUUUGCUGUUAAAAUAAUCGACAAGAAAGCACUCAAGGGAAAGGAAGAAUCUCUUGAAAAUGAAAUACGUGUCCUAAGAAGGUUCAGUGCAAAUCAUUUCGAUGCCAACUGUCCGAACGGAACGCGAUUAACUCAUCCCAACAUUGUGCAACUUCUGGAAACUUAUGAGGACAAGUCGAAGGUGUACCUAGUUAUGGAGUUGGUGACAGGCGGUGAGCUCUUUGAUCGCAUUGUGGAAAAAGGUUCGUAUACCGAAAAGGAUGCCUCUCAUCUUAUACGACAGAUUCUUGAGGCGGUAGAUUAUAUGCAUGAACAGGGAGUUGUUCAUCGGGAUCUUAAGCCGGAAAAUUUGCUUUACUACAGUCCUGAAGACGACAGCAAAAUAAUGAUCAGCGAUUUUGGUCUAUCGAAAAUGGAGGAUUCUGGCAUUAUGGCUACAGCAUGUGGAACCCCGGGAUAUGUUGCCCCAGAAGUGCUGGCUCAAAAGCCUUAUGGAAAGGCCGUUGACGUAUGGAGUAUUGGAGUAAUAUCAUACAUUCUCUUGUGUGGGUAUCCCCCGUUUUAUGAUGAAAAUGAUGCCAAUCUUUUCGCUCAAAUCUUAAAAGGCGAUUUCGAAUUCGAUUCCCCUUACUGGGACGAGAUAAGCGAGUCAGCAAAGCAGUUUAUUAAAAACUUAAUGUGCGUCACCGUUGAAAAGCGAUUUACUUGCAAGCAAGCCUUGGGUCAUCCUUGGAUAUCUGGAAAUGAGGCCAGUAGCAAGAACAUUCACGGAACUGUUUCUGAGCAACUAAAGAAGAAUUUUGCUAAGUCACGUUGGAAGCAAGCGUACUAUGCGGCAACAGUGAUCCGACAAAUGCAGCGAAUGGCACUUAGCAGCAAUAGCAGUGCUGCAGCUGAUGCCGCUAACAAUGGCGAUAGCCGAAAUAACUCUUCAAAUCCAAUAACAGCCAUUGUGCCGUCUGUGUCAGCAUCACAAACAACACAUUGUAAGAUAACGAGCUCCAAUGAGCCAACACCGCAAAAACAAAACCAGGAAGGCCGGGACAUGAACAAUCACCAAAAAACAAGUAAACCGAAUUAAGGUUCAAGAUUAAAGCCAGGCUAGCGUAUGCUUAAUCUUAUUGCACAACCAUAGCCGUCGUCCUCUGCGCUAACGUUACGAUGCGACAGAUUAACACAGUAAUAUUAAGCCAUAGGAAUUAUGCCACACAUAUGUACAUAUGUGUAGAAUGGAUAGUUAGAUUGUUUUUGUAUUGCGAUAAAUGAUGAUCAGUUUGAACAGAUGCUAUUGAGAAACCAAAUUAGAAUACAACAAUUUUUGCCAAUUUAA
Drosophila guanche is the source of this 1813-nucleotide messenger RNA. RefSeq names its product calcium/calmodulin-dependent protein kinase type 1 (gene CaMKI). Bases 314 to 1564 code for a protein of 416 amino acids. Gene Ontology annotation, molecular function: calmodulin binding; ATP binding; calcium/calmodulin-dependent protein kinase activity. The record is from RefSeq and is a predicted model, not a curated record. The transcript has 10 exons. Gene Ontology annotation, biological process: protein phosphorylation. Lineage: Eukaryota; Metazoa; Arthropoda; Insecta; Diptera; Drosophilidae.